UUGUCCUUAGUGUUUGAAACUUCAAAGAAGAAGAAGAAAAAAAACAAGAUAAUCUAGACAAAGAAAGAUUGAUUGAUUUUGGCUUGUCAAUAUGGUGAGAAUUGGCUUGCCAAAGUCAGCCUUAUUUUGUGGUGACAAGUUGGGUAAUCUCAUUUGGGGAGUAGCACAAAACUUUUUUCUAUUUGUUGCAAUGGUGAUUAUGACCAAUGGUUUACACUAUUUUCUAAAGCCUUAUUCACAACCUCGAAUCACUUCCGACAUAUUUGUAGGAGUAAUUUUUGGAAACUUAGGUUAUGUACGUGAUCUAUUUACAGAAUUCAACAAGACAUUUGGAUUUAUAAUUGAUUUUGGUAUGAUGGGUUACAUGUUUGCAUUAGGAGUAGAAAUGGACCCAUAUGUACUAUUACAAAAACCACCAAGACAUGUUAGAGUUGCUUAUUCAGGAGUUGGCAUAACAUUCAUGCUAGCAGCUAUUGUAUCCCCUUUUAAUAGGUUCUUCCCACACUUACAAAGACUAUUAGAGUACACCACAGCUCUCUCCAUCCUUCUAGCUAGCACGGAUUCGCCUGCAUUGACGCGUUUAUUAACACAGCUCAAAAUCGGAAAAUCAGAUAUUGGGAAGCUUGUAAUCGCAUCCGCAAUGCACUCGGAUUUUGUGUGCUAUUGUGUACUUUCGGUUGGUUACAUGUUUUCUCCACUCCCCGAACUUUGCGAUGAUUUGAACAAACCUUAUCUUUCAAAAACAAGCAAAAUGGGUUUGGCAGUUUUGGGAGAAGUUUUAUUCACACUAAUGUUUUCGCCGUUUUUCAUGAGUUGGGUUGAUGAAGAAAAUCCAGAUGGUAGACCUAUGAAAGGUCCACAUUUGAUACUUUCAAUUGCAUUUGUGGUGUUAAUGUGUUCCUCUUCUGUUUUAGCUGGUUUUACUCCAAUUUUAAGUGCAUUUCUAGUAGGUGUUUGUUUCCCUAGAGAAGGUAGGGUUUCAAGAUGGGUUAUCACAAAAAUCAAUUACUUGUUGAAUACAAUUUUUUUUCCAAUUUUUUUCUUGUGGGUUGGGUUUGAAGCUGAUUUGAGCCAAUUUGAAGCUACAAGGUAUCGUACAUGGAUAAAUAUAGUGGUGCUUAUCACUGUGUCAAUAACUGGAAAAAUUUCUGGAGCACUUGUUUCUGGGGCAGUACAAGGAUUUCAUUGGCCAGAAGCAACUGCAAUAGGAUUACUUCUUACGACAAAGGGACAUGUGCAUAUCUACUUGGCUGUCAAAGUGAUGAAUUGUGUAGCAACAAGUAAGUCCAAUGGCAUUGGGAUGAUAAUUGCAAUAUUUUUUACAGUUAUAUACACACCAUCAGUUGUAGCACAAAUCAUAAGACGUGCAAAAAAACGGGUACCUACUCGUCACAUGGUCAUUCAAUCGCUCGACCCAUUGAGCGAACUAAGGAUCCUCUUAUGUGUUCAUGGACCUCACAAUGCUCCUGCUUCCAUAAACUUCGCGGAGAUUUCAAAAGGAGCAGCUGAUCCUGGUAUUCUAGUAUAUGUCACUGACAUGAUUGAACUAACCAAUGAUAUAUCUCCAACUUUAGAGACGGAGGAAGGAUUGCACACAACAACUGUGAAAGACAGGGAAAUAUUGGACAUGAGAGAAAAAAUAACAAACGCAUUCCAGGCACAUAUUUUAGAUAGUGGUGAAGGUAUUACAUUGAAAAGAACCCUGGCACUGUCAACAAUUACUAACAUGCCGCACGACAUUUGUGUUUUAGCAGAGGACAUGAUGGUUGCCCUUGUCGUAUUACCAUUCCAUAGGGUUCAGCGUCAGGACGGAACAUUGGAUGGUGGUAAUCAAGGGUUCAGAUAUGUCAACAGAAAGGUCCUGAGAAGUGCUCCUUGUUCUGUCGGAAUUCUAGUAGAUAGAGGCCUUGGAUCAUUUGAACGUUUAUCAAGAUCUCAAACAAAAAUGAAUGUGGCAGUCAUAUUCAUUGGUGGGAAAGAUGAUAGAGAAGCACUUGCCUAUGCUAGCCGUGUCUCGCAACAUCCAGGAGUAAAGCUAUCUGUAUUAAGAUUCCUAGUAGAUACAAGUGCAGAAUCCUCUAGAUUAGCUGGAUACAGAAUCAUCCUACCAGAUCAAGAAAAAGAAAUGCAGUUAGAUGAUGAAUGUUUUGCAGAGUUCUAUGAGAAGCAUGUGAUUGGAGGGAAAAUUGCAUACGCGGAGAAGCAUCUUGCAAAUGCUGCUGAGACAUUCUCUAUUCUCAAAUCAUUUGAAGGACAAUAUUCAUUGGUUAUUUUAGGAAGAGAAGGAGGGAUAAACUCUAUUUUAACAAGGGGGAUGAAUGAUUGGCAACAGUGUCCUGAACUAGGACCAAUAGGGGAUGUUCUUUCAGGACCAGACUUCUCAAGGACUAUCUCAGUUUUGAUCAUACAGCAACACAAAGUUACAGGACAAAUAGAUGGAUUAGAUGAUGACUUUUCUAUCAUGUCAUAUAAUAAGUAUGGUUAG
Molecule: messenger RNA, 2485 nt
Organism: Trifolium pratense (red clover)
Lineage: Eukaryota; Viridiplantae; Streptophyta; Magnoliopsida; Fabales; Fabaceae
Product: cation/H(+) antiporter 28-like
Exons: 3
Coding region: 92-2485 (797 amino acids)
Biological process (GO): proton transmembrane transport; regulation of pH
Cellular component (GO): endomembrane system; membrane
Molecular function (GO): antiporter activity
Source: RefSeq, a predicted model, not a curated record